Molecule: messenger RNA, 519 nt
Organism: Tilletiaria anomala UBC 951
Lineage: Eukaryota; Fungi; Basidiomycota; Exobasidiomycetes; Georgefischeriales; Tilletiariaceae
Exons: 3
Coding region: 1-519 (172 amino acids)
Biological process (GO): mitochondrial respiratory chain complex I assembly
Source: RefSeq, a predicted model, not a curated record
AUGGCGGUGAGUUGGUUCUCCUCGCGCGCAUACGGCAAGCCCGUUUGGGAUCCAGGUUCGCGCGAAGAGCGUGUCGAGAGCGACAUUCUAAGAGGACAUGGAAACCCUGCCUCCAGCCAGCGAUGCUCAGAGGUCUCUGAGACUGCUGCGAUGAUAUCAUCAUUAGCUGCUCACCUGUCCGGGUUUGGCUUCAACGGAGGCCGCUCGCGGUGCUUCACAUUUUGGCAAGAGUUCCAAAAAUGCUAUGCGAAUGCCGACUCGCCAUCCGACUGCGUCGCCCAAAAGGAUGACUACAUGGAAUGCCUGCAUCACGGGAAAGAGAUCGCACGAGGAAAGCAGCUGCAGGAACACUACCUGGCGCGGCAAGCGAAGGAGGCAAAAGAGGCGCGCACCGAAGGCGAGCUCAGAGCGACUGGAGGCAUCCUCAGCCUUGGCAUCAUCGGGCGCGAGAACGAUAUGAAGGCGCAGGAGAAGGGGCAGCAAGACCAGCGCAACGGCAAUGCGCAAGCGGGGAAUUGA